Molecule: messenger RNA, 2793 nt
Organism: Synchiropus splendidus (mandarinfish)
Lineage: Eukaryota; Metazoa; Chordata; Actinopteri; Syngnathiformes; Callionymidae
Product: protocadherin alpha-8-like
Exons: 1
Coding region: 386-2779 (797 amino acids)
Biological process (GO): homophilic cell-cell adhesion
Cellular component (GO): plasma membrane
Molecular function (GO): calcium ion binding
Source: RefSeq, a predicted model, not a curated record
AUGUUGGAACUUGAUUGCCUUAUAUUGAUAUAUUCAUGACAUUUAUGAGACUAUAAAACUCAGUCGUUAUCUGUUGUUUUCAACCUUUUGUAUUAUCAUCAACAAAUAAUUGUGACCUUGUUGUUUAAAGGAGGUUCAAUUAAAUUUAUCGCACUCUCUCGGAGACAAAAUGCAGCUGCCACUGACUGUCCUCUAGGUGUCAGUGUCGCAUUAUCGCUGGUGGACGACGUACGUCUCAAAACGCUUUUGUUUGUCAGGGAACCAGACAGCGGACAGUCCUUCGACGCCGCAUCGUGUUCUGGUCCUCCUGCAGUAUCUCUCGACCAUGAGCUGGAUGUGAUUUGUUGCUCACUAAAGGUGGAUUCGUUUCGUUGGUGUUUUGAAGAUGGAGACAAAUAGACGAAUGGGAGUAUUUGGAUUCUCCUGGAGCUUCUUUCUCUUGGCUGCAUUGUUUCUCGAUGGAAAACGGGCUCUGGCUGAACUGCGCUACUCUGUUCCCGAGGAGGUGAAGGAAUCAACGAUUGUGGGAAAUGUGGCCAAGGAUCUGGGUCUCGAUAUCAGCUCUCUGGUUGCUCGACGGUUCCGUGUUGUUUCUGAGUCCGAGGACGCGUUUUUUGAGGUAAACCCGCACAAUGGAGAAUUGUACGUCCGUAAGAGAAUAGACAGAGACGGCUUCUGUCAGGGGAGGGAGUCUUGCUUGAUCGAGCUCAAGAUCAUUGUUGAGAACCCGUUGGAAAUUCACUACGUGGUUGUGGAAAUUACUGAUAUUAAUGAUCACGCCCCCGUGUUUCCUGAAACACAGCAAACAUUCAAAAUAGCUGAACAAACUCUCAGCGGGAGGCGAUUUCAGUUACAUGCCGCAAAUGAUCCCGAUGCGGGAACUAAUUCGAUUCGCACCUACACUCUGACGUUAAACGAGCAUUUUGAGGUGGAUUUUCGUAAAAAUGAUGAUAAGAAACCAGUUCUUGUUCUUAAAAAAACGCUUGAUAGAGAAAAGAAGAACAGCCAUUCUUUAACUGUGACAGCGGUAGACGGAGGGAAACCUCAAAGAUCAGGAACGUUAAAUGUUUCUAUCGUUGUCCUGGACAGUAACGAUAACAGACCCACGUUCAGUCAGGAAGUUUAUUACAUUGAUGUUCAGGAAAGCAUUUUGGCCGGCUCGAUAAUAUUAAAAAUGAAUGCGACCGAUCCAGAUGAAGGAACGAAUAGCGAAAUCGAAUAUAGUCUCGUACAAACACUGACAAAACAUGUAUAUGAUGUUUUUGAAUUAGACAAAAUUACAGGCGAAAUCCGUGUCAGAGGAUUAAUAGACUAUGAAGAACAUAAUGUUUAUAAACUGGACAUUGAAGCAUCAGAUAAAGGAACUCCUCCAUUAACCGGAGAAUGUAGAGUGAUAAUAAGGGUCAGAGAUAUUAAUGACAAUCCACCAGAAAUAGAAGUGACGUCACUUUCUAAUACGGUUACUGAAGAAUCUAAACCAGGAACAGUCGUUUCUCUCAUCAAAGUAAAAGACAAAGAUUCUGGUGUUAAUGGGAAAAUAAUCCUGCAAAUAAUUAACAAUGUACCGUUCGAGUUAAAACCCUCUUAUAAGGAAAACACAUAUUCAGUCGUUACAAAAACAGUUCUGGACAGAGAGGAAGUGUCUCAGUAUGAGAUCAUACUAAAAGCCACAGACUGUGGUGAACCUCCUUUGUCUUCUUUUAAAACCCUCAACAUCCAGAUAUCAGAUGUGAAUGACAACAGUCCACAUUUCCAACAAAACCCACUGGACUUUUAUCUGUUAGAAAAUAACCUGGCUGGAGCCUCAGUGUUCUCUGUGAGCGCAACUGAUAAUGAUCUGAACGAGAACGCGGCUGUUUCCUAUCAUAUAGUGAGAGAAGGACGUAAGACCGACCUGCUGUCUUUCCUGAACAUCAACUCAGACAACGGACACAUUUCUGCUCUGAAAAGCUUUGACUUUGAGACAGUGAAGAGUUUCCAGUUCCACGUUGUGGCCACAGAUUCUGGAAGUCCGUCACUGAGCAGCAACGUGACAGUGAACGUGUUCAUCCUGGAUCAGAACGACAACCCUCCAGUCAUCCUGUAUCCAGUCAACUCCAACGGUUCUGCUGAAGGUGUGGAGGAGAUUCCCCGCAAUGUGAACGCAGGACACUUGGUGACUAAAGUCAGAGCUUAUGACGCUGAUGUAGGUUACAACGGCUGGUUACUGUUUUCACUGCAGCAAGUUUCUGACCACAGCCUCUUUGGUUUGGACCGCUAUACGGGACAGAUCAGAACUCUCCGCUCGUUCACAGAGACAGACGAGGCGGAACAUAAACUGGUCAUACUGGUCAAAGACAAUGGGAACGUGUCUCUCUCAGCAACAGCUACUGUGCUGGUCAAAGUUGUGGAGCCCAAAGAGGCUUUUGCUGCUUCUGAUGUGAAAAGCUCAGCAAAAGUGGAUGAGGACACGGAUGUGACUUUUUACCUGAUGAUCACUUUGGGCUCAGUUUCAGUCCUUUUCAUCAUCAGUAUCAUCGUGUUGAUCGCAAUGCAGUGCUCCAAAUCCACAGACUACACUUCUAAAUAUCUCCAAGAGACCAACUAUGAUGGAACUCUGUGCCACAGCAUCCAGUACAGAUCUGGAGACAAGCGCUACAUGCUAGUUGGACCCAGAAUGAGUAUUGGAUCUACUAUAGUUCCUGGCAGCCAUGCCAACACUCUGGUGCUGCCUGACAGGAGGAGGCCUUCUGAAGAGGUAGGAUGGUGCUCUGAAUUUCUCUCAAUGCUGUCUGAAUAAGGAUGAUCGCUGUC